AUGGCAUGGCCUUUACCCAACGACCAUAUGGACCACCAAAACAUAUCCUGGCAAUCCGAGCCCGACAAUGGAGAUUCUACCUUUUACAAGGACAUGACUGCUAUCCAAACACCCAGAGAUACGGCCGCGAAGCAAUCCUCCACCGAGUACAGCAUUUACGCUCAUCAUGUGCAGCAUGCUUUAGCGCUGCUUGACCCAAACUUCGCUUUACCAUCCAAUCUAGGUCAUCUCGAUCUAGAUUAUAUAGACCAGGGUACUAUGCAAGGUUUCCUCCCUCAAUGGAAUGGUACCACCGAAGGCCCGGCUACAGACUAUCACCUUCUAGCCGAAAGCAUUCAGGUCCCAUCUUUGGACUCUCCCUCCUCUGCGGAACAACCAUCUUCACCCAAGGACAAGGAAAUGCCGACAACCCAGGGAAACCGUACUGGCGGUCGACGAGCCAACAAACAAGAGGAUUACCACGGCUCUUUUGAAUGCCACUGGAUAGACUGCACGCACCGCCACGCGUUCAGCUGUGAAAGUGUGUUGAUUCGUCAUAUCAGGACCCAGCAUAUCAAUCCGCGCUCUAUCAACUGCCCUAGGUGUGGCAAGUCUUUCAACCGAAAGGAUAACAUGAAGGAGCAUGUGGGAAGGAUUCACAGGGAAUAUAUCUGA
Molecule: messenger RNA, 654 nt
Organism: Penicillium verrucosum
Lineage: Eukaryota; Fungi; Ascomycota; Eurotiomycetes; Eurotiales; Aspergillaceae
Exons: 2
Coding region: 1-654 (217 amino acids)
Source: RefSeq, a predicted model, not a curated record